Molecule: messenger RNA, 1407 nt
Organism: Halichondria panicea
Lineage: Eukaryota; Metazoa; Porifera; Demospongiae; Suberitida; Halichondriidae
Product: peptidyl-prolyl cis-trans isomerase FKBP4-like
Molecular function (GO): peptidyl-prolyl cis-trans isomerase activity; protein binding
Source: RefSeq, a predicted model, not a curated record
CCUCUAAAGAUGGUGGGUUGUUCAAGAGCAUACUCACUGCUGGUCAUGGUGUGGAGCAUCCCCUACAUGGUGAUGAAGUCUCUGUGCAUUACACUGGUCGUUUGCUAACGGGCGAAGUGUUUGACUCAAGUGUGGAACGAGGCGAGCUCUUCAAGUUCAAGCUCGGACAAAACCAAGUCAUCAAGGGCUGGGAUGUGGGAGUCGCUACCAUGGUCAAGGGAGAGAAAUGUAUUCUAACCUGCAAGCCCGAUUAUGCGUAUGGUUCGACUGGAUCUCUUCCCAAGAUUCCUCCAGAUGCAACACUGCAAUUCGAAGUGGAGCUAUUUGACUGGUAUGGAGAGGACCUGACGGGAGAUGGGGGUAUAGUUAAAAGCAUUGUAUCCAAGGGUGACGGUUAUUCCAAGCCAACUGAUGGUGCACAAGUUGAAGCUCAUAUUAGAGGAUCGUACAAAGGUCGUGUUAUUGAGGAGAGGGAUAUCAGCUUUGAGUAUGGAGAAGGGUCUGAGAUCAAGUUGUUGUCUGGUGUGGAGAAGGCUAUUGGGAGCAUGCAGACAAACGAAGUGGCUCAGGUAGUCAUUAAGGGCAAGUAUAUCACCGAGAAGUUCUCCAAUCAAGAGAUUAUUCCCGAUGAUGCUGAAAUCAUGUACGAGAUCAGACUCAAUAAAUUCACCAAGCCCAAGGAAUCCUGGGAGUAUGGCAGUGUGGAGGAGAGAGUGACUGACGCCACCGCCCUCAAGGAGAGGGGGACAAAGUACUUCAAGGACUCUAAAUACGACCUGGCCCUCAAGCUCUACACUAGAGGGAUGGCGUUGGUUGAAGACUCAGCGAUACCUAAAGACAAGCUGACAGAGGAGGCUUGCUCUGUACGAGUGAGUCUCCACCUCAACCUUGCCAUUGUUUACCUCAAGCGGAAGGAGGAUACUCUUACAAUCAAGGAGUGUACAGAUGCUCUUGCAGAUGAUGACCAGAAUAUAAAGGCCUACUUCAGAAUGGGUCAGGCCCUCUUUAAUUUGCAAAACUAUGAGGAAGCUGUAGCAUCGUUCCAACAAGUGCUUAAGAUAGAGUCCGGGAACAAGGCGGCUGUGAAGCAGCUGGAGAUGUGCCGUAGCAAGCAGAGGAGCCAGCGAGAGAAAGAGAAGAAACUCUAUUCAAACAUGUUCCGGAAACUGGCUCAAGAGGACGAGAGCGUGGACACUGGCAGUGAGCCUGCAGUCAAGCCUGGAGAAGGAACCUCUGAGGAAGGCACUUCUGUUAAUGGCACUUCUGUUGAAGGAACGGUGGAAGCAUAAACCAUUGACUGACUCUAAAUAUAUUAUAUUUUGUGUGUUUUGUUAUAUAGAACUCUUUUACAAGCUGCUGUUUUGGUGUAUAUAAUUCAUUUCAAUUUCUGCCACUGGCACAGAUUAA